This is a messenger RNA of Otolemur garnettii (small-eared galago), 1191 nucleotides long. RefSeq names its product G protein-coupled receptor 84 (gene GPR84). Gene Ontology annotation, molecular function: urotensin II receptor activity. Gene Ontology annotation, cellular component: membrane. NCBI's taxonomy places the organism in Eukaryota, Metazoa, Chordata, Mammalia, Primates, Galagidae. Gene Ontology annotation, biological process: neuropeptide signaling pathway. Bases 1 to 1191 code for a protein of 396 amino acids. The transcript has a single exon. The record is from RefSeq and is a predicted model, not a curated record.
AUGUGGAACACUUCCCAUGCCAACUUCUCCUGCUACCACGAGUCUGUGCUAGGCUAUCGUUAUGUGGCGGUUAGCUGGGGAGUGGUGGUGUCUGUGACAGGCACCGUGGGCAAUGUGCUCACCCUACUAGCCUUGGCCAUCCAGCCCAAGCUCCGUACCCGAUUCAACCUGCUCAUCGCCAACCUCACACUGGCUGAUCUGCUCUACUGUACCCUUCUCCAGCCCUUCUCUGUGGACACCUACCUCCACCUGCACUGGCGCACUGGUGCCACCUUCUGCAGGAUAUUUGGACUCCUCCUUUUUGCUUCCAAUUCUGUCUCCAUCCUCACCCUCUGCCUCAUUGCACUGGGACGCUACCUCCUCAUUGCCCACCCUAAGCUUUUUCCCCGAGUUUUCAGUGAAAAGGGGAUAGUGCUGGCACUGGUGAGCACCUGGGUUGUAGGUAUAGCCAGCUUUGCCCCACUCUGGCCUAUCUAUAUCUUAGUACCUGUAGUUUGCACCUGCAGCUUUGACCGCAUCCGGGGUCAGCCUUACACCACCAUCCUCAUGGGCAUCUACUUUGUGCUUGGGCUCAGCAGCGUUGGCGUCUUCUACUGCCUCAUCCACCGCCAGGUGAGACGAGCAGCACAGGCACUGGAGCAAUACAAGCUGAGACAGGCAAGCAUUCGCUCCAACCAUGUGGCUGGGAUGGACAAGGCCAUGCCUGGUCAUUUCCAGGAGCUGGACAGCAGGCUGGCAUCAGGAGGACCCAGUGAGGGAACUUCAUCUGAGCCAGUCAGUGCCGCCACCACCCAGACCCUGGAAGGAGACUCAUCAGAAGUGGAAGACCAGAGAAACAGCAAAGUAGCUAAGCAGAAGGCAGAGAAAAACCCUCCAGAAGCACCUUCCAAAGCCCGGCCCACUAAAGGAGCCCAAAGAGUUCAGGACUCCUCCUCAGAGUUUGGGAAGGUUACUCGGAUGUGUUUUGCUGUCUUCCUCUGCUUUGCCCUAAGCUACAUACCCUUCUUGCUACUCAACAUCCUGGACACCAAGGUUCAGGCUCCCCGAGUGGUUCACAUGCUUGCUGCCAACCUCACCUGGCUCAAUGGUUGCAUCAACCCUGUGCUCUAUGCAGCCAUGAACCGCCAAUUCCGCCAAGCAUACAGCUCCCUCUUAAAACGAGGGCCCCAGAGUUUCCAUAGGUUUCGUUAG